Molecule: messenger RNA, 681 nt
Organism: Vairimorpha ceranae
Lineage: Eukaryota; Fungi; Microsporidia; Nosematidae
Product: transcription initiation factor brf1 subunit-like protein
Exons: 1
Coding region: 1-681 (226 amino acids)
Molecular function (GO): protein heterodimerization activity
Source: RefSeq, a predicted model, not a curated record
AUGAAGUCAAAUCUAAACAUAAAAAUUUUAAAGCUAUGCAUAUCCGAGGUAUGUUUACAAAUAGGAUUUGAGAGAAUAUCGGAACAGAGUCUUAAUAUAUUGUCCGAUUUAUUAAAAUAUUACAUAAUAAAAAUUUCACUACAAAUUAAUAAAUCAGUAGGAUCGGAUGCUUAUUUCGAAGGGGUCACAGAAUUUUUACUAAAAACUUUUUUAGGGGAAGACUCUUUUUUAGAAAAAGAAAUGCUUGUAUUUUUGAACUUACAAAAUAAUUUAAAAGGACAUUUAAAUGAUCAGGGGAGUAAUAAAUCGUUAUUGCAUUGUUUAAAAAUACUUCCAAAUGACCAUCUUUUUACGGGUGUAACACGUAAUAAUAUUUAUGAACUUGGUUCUGAACCAAGACUAAAAACUAAUUUUGUAAAUGACGCUAUUGAAAAAGAUGAAGAUUUUCAAUUUUUUCUAAAAAACUGUAAACCUAAGACCUUUUGUGAAAUAAAGGUAGAUAAAUGUGAUUAUGACUUAACAAAUGUAAUAGAAGAAAAUAAGAAACAAAAAUGUGAAUUUAAUUAUGAGCAAAUGAGCAUUUUUACAGAUUUUACAUGUACAGAAAUUUUUAAUGAUCUCGAUGACUUGUUUGCCGAUUUUUCAAAUUUUGCAACACAAAAAAUAUUUAAAGAAUUAUAA